This is a messenger RNA of Tripterygium wilfordii, 1055 nucleotides long. Its product is annotated as chlorophyll a-b binding protein 13, chloroplastic. Gene Ontology annotation, cellular component: chloroplast envelope; plastoglobule; chloroplast thylakoid membrane. Lineage: Eukaryota; Viridiplantae; Streptophyta; Magnoliopsida; Celastrales; Celastraceae. The transcript is spliced from 3 exons. The record is from RefSeq and is a predicted model, not a curated record. The coding region runs from base 100 to 900 and encodes 266 amino acids. Gene Ontology annotation, biological process: response to light stimulus; photosynthesis, light harvesting in photosystem I.
UACACCAGACUGCCUAUUAAUAAAAUUUCUCCUCUUUGAUAGCUCAAUCUAAGCUUCAAGUGAAAUAACUGAAGAGGGGAAAAAGCUUGUUUGAGACGAAUGGCAUCAAUGCUAAGUGCUAGCACCAGCACUGUCCUCAGGACAACCCCAUUUCUUGGACAGGGCGGGACCUCAUUUGCCAACCCUCUUAGAGAUGUUGUCUCUAUGGGCACUCCAAAGUACACCAUGGGGAAUGACUUAUGGUAUGGACCAGACAGAGUGAAGUACUUAGGACCAUUUUCAGCUCAAACUCCUUCAUACUUGACUGGAGAGUUCCCUGGUGACUAUGGAUGGGAUACUGCUGGUUUAUCUGCUGACCCAGAGGCUUUUGCCAAGAACAGAGCCCUUGAGGUGAUCCAUGGGCGAUGGGCUAUGCUUGGAGCACUAGGCUGCAUUACCCCAGAAGUACUUGAAAAAUGGGUUAGUGUGGAUUUCAAAGAGCCAGUGUGGUUCAAAGCUGGAGCUCAAAUCUUCUCUGAAGGUGGCCUGGACUACUUAGGCAAUCCCAACCUUGUUCAUGCUCAAAGCAUCUUGGCAGUUCUGGGAUUCCAAGUUGUUCUCAUGGGACUUGUUGAGGGAUUCCGCAUCAACGGCCUCCCUGGCGUCGGAGAGGGUAACGACCUCUACCCUGGAGGCCAGUACUUCGACCCUCUCGGCCUAGCCGACGAUCCUGUUACGUUUGCUGAGCUCAAGGUGAAGGAAAUCAAGAAUGGCAGGCUAGCUAUGUUCUCCAUGUUUGGUUUCUUUGUUCAAGCUAUUGUCACUGGAAAAGGUCCCCUGGAAAACCUCUUGGACCAUCUUGACAACCCUGUUGCUAACAAUGCUUGGGUCUAUGCCACCAAGUUUGUACCUGGAUCAUAAACUACUUCUCUAGGCUAUUUAUUUGUGGAUUGUGUGAAUGUACCAAGACUGGAAAGCUUCCAUGGAUUGUUACUUACAGCUUCUGUACCUGUAGAACUGUGCAUCAUUUAGAACGAAUGCAAAUGUUGGCUCAAUGCCAGCCUUUGAUCAAAAAA